Molecule: messenger RNA, 2145 nt
Organism: Mycosarcoma maydis (corn smut)
Lineage: Eukaryota; Fungi; Basidiomycota; Ustilaginomycetes; Ustilaginales
Exons: 1
Coding region: 1-2145 (714 amino acids)
Molecular function (GO): CoA-ligase activity
Source: RefSeq, a predicted model, not a curated record
AUGUUGCAAGUCGUUCGCAGUCUCUUGUACCGCCUCCUCGAUCUCUUGUACGCCUUUGUCGAACACUUGCCCUUCUCAUCCUCCGCCAUCCCCUCAACUCGGCAAGAGUCAAGCUCGACCUUCACCGCUCAACCUCUCCUGCUCUACGCAGCGAUUCUUGUCGUCUCACUCUUUGUUCUCAACGUCUUUCGAGCGGCGCUGACCGACUACCACCGCAAGUUUUACCUAGAACCCAGCACAAUGAUCAUCAAGUCACCCCACGUCUUCACCGCCCCUACCAACUAUACUCUUCCCGAGUUCCUCUUCAAGCCCAUCGACAUCGCUGCAUGCAAGGAGCGCGCAAACGAUCCCCUUCUCUACCCUGCUGAGCCCGAGGUCACGGGUCGUCCCGAUGCGAAGCCUCUCUCGCUCGUCGAUGUGCGCGAAUAUGCCACCAACCUCGCCUCGGCGCUCAUCUCGGGUUCCACCGAGUCCGGUCGCAAGUACGGCAAAGGUGAUGUGGUUGGCAUCAAUGCCGCCAACACACACGACUACCUCGCCUGCGCACUAGGUAUCAUGAUGACUGGCGCAAGUGUUGCUCUCUUCAAUCCGUCUUACAAGCCCAUUGAACUCGCACACCAGAUUCGAAUGGUCAAGGCCACCGCUGUCAUUACCACCGCAGCUUCGUACAAAUCCACUCAGGAGGCCGCUCAACAGGCUGCCGUGAAGGGUGAAGACAGCCUUGAACACCUCGCUACACCUCCUGAAAUCCUUGUGUUCGAGGAGAGCCACGAUGUUUCCAUCUCCAAGAUCCUCAAAGUGGGAAAGGAUGAGUUGCCAGAGACCCGUACAUUGCUGGACAAUGUCAAGCUGGACCCCAAGACCACCACGGCUGUCUUUUGCUUUUCCUCGGGUACCACCGGUGGUCCCAAGGCGGUCAUGCUCUCGCACUAUGCCAUUGUGGCCAACAUCAUCCAGGCUUCUUUUGCCAUGCUCGACCGUGUCAACGACCCUCUCAUUGACGAGGAUAACUGGUACGCUGGCGGCCGAGAACUUCUCCUCGGCUACUUUACUACUCGCGUCUCCGAAACCUGGAACACUGCUGCCGAUGCGGUCAACACCGUCACCGAAAAGCUCGGUGGUGUCCAGUUGGCGCCUCGUCUCAGCCGUGGCGAGUUCCACCUGGGUCUCUUGCCUCUCUUCCACUGCUACGGUCUGCUGAUGGGCUUUAUGAACCUUCACACAGCUACACCUACCAUUGUGCUGCCAAGAUUUGCGCUUGACGUCUUCCUGGCCACCGUCCAGCGCCAUCGCAUCACUUUCUGCUUUGUCGUCCCACCGAUCCUCCUCGCUCUUGCCAAGCAUCCUAGUGUCGCCAACUACGACCUUCGCUCGCUCACCAAAGUCAGCUCUGGUGCUGCAUCACUCCCACACGAACUGCGCUUGGCAGUCAAGAAGCGUCUGGGCAUCGACUCGACCGACGGCUACGGCAUGUCGGAAAUGUCGCCCCUCGUCUGCAGUCAGAACACCAAGGACAUCGAACACUAUCCGGGUACCGUCGGCCAGCUUGUACCUGGCACCGAAGCUAAAGUGAUCGGUCCGGAUGGCAAAGAGGUGGGCUUUGACGAGGAGGGCGAACUCUGCCUGCGAGGACCCCAAAUGAUGCAGGGUUAUCUGAACAACGAUGAAGCCAACGUCAAGACGUUCAUCCCGUCCAUAGACGAUCCCGGCCGCUUCCUGCGCACGGGCGACAUUGUCAAAGUGAACAAGGACGGCUUUGUCACCAUCACCGAUCGUUUGAAGGAUGUAAUCAAGUACAAUGGUUUCCAAGUUCCACCUUCGGAGCUCGAAGCGAUCAUGUUCAAAGAGGAUCGAGUGGGCGACUGCGCGGUGCUCGGCGUUCCGGAUCAAGAAGGUACCGAAUUGCCAUGGGCUUUCGUCGUCCUCAGCCCCAAAACCAAAGAAGAGAUUGGCGACGACGAGGACAAGAAGAAUCAACUGGAAAAAGAGUUGCUCGACUUUGUCAACCAACGCGUCAACGCCAACUACAAGAAGCUUCGUGGUUUGACAUGGCUCGAUGCGCUUCCCAAAUCCGCUUCGGGCAAGAUCCUAAAGAAGGACAUCCGAGCCAUGGUCGAACAGCACAAGUUGAGCGCUCGCAAGUAA